Fusarium pseudograminearum CS3096 is the source of this 117-nucleotide messenger RNA. RefSeq lists its product as uncharacterized. The coding region runs from base 1 to 117 and encodes 38 amino acids. NCBI's taxonomy places the organism in Eukaryota, Fungi, Ascomycota, Sordariomycetes, Hypocreales, Nectriaceae. The transcript is spliced from 3 exons. The record is from RefSeq and is a predicted model, not a curated record.
AUGAUCUACCAAGUUGCCGCUGCCGCUGCCGCUGCCGCUGCCGGUAUUGUGUUUUAUGUUGGUCUUAAUCAGAUAAGUCGAGUCAAGCUCGGAACGGACAAGAUUUUCUUCCUUUGA